AGCGUGUUGGGUCGAUGGCGAACGUUUCGAGCACGCGUGUCAAAGUGGCGCCGAGAGGAGCGAGAGAUUGCGCGGGGUGCCUUAAAUGGAAAUGCCCCUGGCUUGUCCUCGAUUCUCCUUCUCUCUUUCGCAAAGUUUACUUUUUCUCGCGACCUCCCGUCGCCUUCGAAUUUCCUCGAAAUGAGCGAAUUCAGCAGCGUUGGAUAAAAAGAAAAAUCUUAACGCGACCGGGAGUCGUUUAGGGAAAAAGUCGAAACAAUCUAAUAGCGUUAUUGUCGAAAUCUUUCGUAACCCGACUUAUCGUUGUUUUGCAAUAACUGCGAAGCGCCUGGAGGACCGCAACCGAAUUCUUCCGAAUAAGGCGGGUUACGUUCGCUCAGGGGCAAUGUGGAGUAUAUAAGCGCUUCCUGCUUUUUAGUAGUUCCAUUGUCCGUUUUACUGUCCUAUGUCCGUUGACUAGUAAUAGCUCUCGCGACUCAAGGAUGAAAUCCUCAGAAGCGCAACCUGGAACGUGUUUCCGGAUUUUCCUGUGUUUCUUAUUCAUCCCCUGGUACGGCCAGUCGUUUAUCAUCAACAAUGUUACCGAUUCAAGGAGGAAUCCGGAGCGACGGAAGUCAGAGGGAUCUUGCAUCCGGCUGAGAGAGAGAAUGGGACACUGCGAAUAUUUGAACAGAUGCUUCCUCGAGUACGGAUCGAACUUCACGCUCGCCAUGAAGCACACGUGCACGGUCGACAAAGCAUUCGUCGGCGUCUGUUGCGAGCACCCGAGGCACUCCGACGAAAACCUCGCUGAUGUCCUUCCGACCAUUGCCGUGAACGUCCGAUCUGACUCUACGAGAAUCGUUUGGGAAGAGCCAUCCACGUCCGCACCCGAGAACCCGGAAAGACCCAAAGGAUGCGGGACGAGUUCUAACGGGCGGACCAGAGUGGUGGGCGGUGUACCGGCCGAACCCGGAGAGUGGCCUUGGAUGGUAGCUCUUUUGAGAAAAGAUCGCAGUCAGUUUUGCGGUGGGGUACUAGUCACCGAUAGACAUAUUAUAACAGCGGCUCAUUGCGUCAACAGACUCCAGCGUGAGGACAUCAAGGUUAGAUUGGGAGAGUACGAUUUGAUGUCGGAGGAGGAGACCAGAGCCAGAGACUUUGCUGUCUCGGAGAUACGAGUGCAUCCGGAGUAUGAUUCUACUUCGUACGCUAAUGACAUCGCGAUUGUUAAGUUGCAUCGACCGACAGUGUUCGACACCUACGUUUGGCCAGUGUGUCUGCCGCCCGUUGGGGACACGUUCGAGAACAAGAGCGCGGUUGUCAUCGGCUGGGGUAUGCAGUACUACGGUGGUCCUACAAGUACCGUUUUGAUGGAAGCGCAGAUUCCGAUCUGGCCACAGAACAGAUGCGUUCGCAGCUUCGUCCAACGAAUCGACAGCAACGUGAUGUGCGCCGGAGCUUACGAGGGCGGACGAGACGCCUGUCAGGGCGACUCCGGAGGACCGUUGCUGCUUCGACUCGAGAACGGCAGAUGGGUGAACGUCGGGAUAGUGUCUUGGGGAAUCCGCUGCGGGGAGCCCGGUAUUCCAGGCAUAUACACGCGUGUCAGCUCUUACCUGGACUGGAUAUUCGAGAACGCAGUGUUUUAGCCAGCUCGCCCACGCGCGCUA
Megachile rotundata (alfalfa leafcutting bee) is the source of this 1652-nucleotide messenger RNA. Its product is annotated as venom protease. Gene Ontology annotation, molecular function: serine-type endopeptidase activity. The record is from RefSeq and is a predicted model, not a curated record. Lineage: Eukaryota; Metazoa; Arthropoda; Insecta; Hymenoptera; Megachilidae. Gene Ontology annotation, biological process: proteolysis.